Meloidogyne enterolobii is the source of this 519-nucleotide messenger RNA. Lineage: Eukaryota; Metazoa; Nematoda; Chromadorea; Rhabditida; Meloidogynidae. The record is from the annotation of a GenBank genome assembly.
AUGUCUAGAGAAGAAUUUAUAAAUUUAAUAAUAAUUUACUACAAAGAAUAUUUUAAUAAUGAUAAGAAAGACGUGGAUAAAGAAAGUACUACAAUUGAUAUUUUUGUAAAAAUAUUUUUAAAUGAAGCAAAAUUUAUUAAAACUUUAAAAAAACAAUGGAAAGGCUUAAAAUGUGCCGCUUUGCUUUUUGUUGAUCAAAUAAUAGAUUUAAAUAAAAAAGAAAUUGAGGAAGGAAGGAUAUUAUAUUUAAAUAGUCUUCAUAAAAUAUUAAAAUUAAAAAUGUUGUAUGAAUCAACGAGUAAUUUUAAUGAGGACUUUCGUGAUGCUUUUGAACAACAGGCAGAUAAUAAAGCAAAAUUAAUUGAUGCAAAAUUACAAAAAGAAAAUUUAAAGAAGGAGCAUACAGAAAUGAUUGAAAUAUUGAAAAAAGAGCGGAAAGAAUUUAAUGAUUUAAUUAAUAGUAAUAAUUUUGAUAAUAAAUAUCCUAUAGUAAGGCUGAGGAAGCUCCUCACAGAUUAA